AGGGAGGAGCGCUUCCCCAGACCCUGCGGUACUCGCGACUCGAUCGCCUGGCUCUCUCGGCCGUCGCGACGACGGCCUCGGCGUCGGUGUAUCAGAUGGAGCCGCCUCGUCCGCCUCGCGAGGGAUCGGAAGCACGCUUUUUUCGCCGGGUUCGCUCGGCUUCCCCUUCUUCCUUCCGUCCCGCACACUCUCAGCCUCUUCUCGAGCACCAAACAUGUCCGUCCCCUUUGCUGGGCCAGUGACGGCGCAGCUCAGCGCCAACGCGUUCGGCGAGUCGUCGACGCCGGACGACAAGCGCUCUCUCAGCGACGCGGCACCCGAGGUCGUCGAGGUCAAGCAUUCGCUGGGCGUCAAGCGCAUCGAGAUCAUCAACUCGCAGCUCACGCCCUUCUGGCGGGCCUGGCUCUGGGUCGCCGUCUUCCUCACCGCCUACUGCUAUUCGCUCGACGCGACCGUGCGUGGGACGCUUCAGUCGUACGCGACGUCGUCGUUCUCGCAUCACUCGCUCCUCUCGACCGUCAACGUCCUCAAGAGCAUCAUCGCCGCAGCAUGUUACCCACCAUACGCCAAGCUCGCCGACACGUUCGGCCGCGUCGAGAUGAUCCUCUUCAGCGUCGUCAUGUACGUCAUCGGCACGAUCGUCGAGGCAUGCGCCACCAACAUGGAAAGCUUCUGCGGCGGCGCCGUCCUGUUCCAGUUCGGGUACUCGGCCGCCAUCCUGGUCCUCGAGAUUAUCAUCUCGGACCUCACCUCGCUCCAGAGCCGCCUUCUCUUCUCCUACAUACCCGCGGCGCCAUUCUUGUUGAACUGCUUCCUCUCGGCAAACGUCGUCGACGCGAUCACGGCCAACACGACGUGGCAGGUCGGUAUCGGCGUGUGGGCCGCUGUCUACCCGUUCUGCGCCCUUCUCGUCAUCAUCCCGUUCGUCGUCGCGAGCAGGAAGGCCAAGCGGGCCGGCCUCCUCGACAACUACUCGAGCCCGUACAAGAAGCUCGGCUUCAAAGGCCUGAGUCGGCACCUGUUCUGGGAGGUCGACCUCGUCGGAGUGAUUCUUACAAUCGCCGUCCUGUCCCUCAUCCUCCUUCCCUUCACCCUCGCCGGCGGCGUGUCUCGAUCGUGGAAGGCGGCGCACAACAUCGCCAUGCUCGUCGUCGGCGUCGUCGUGUGCAUCCCGCUCUUCAUCGUGUGGGAGACCAAGUACGCACGGGCGCCGCUGUUCCCGUUCGCCCUCAUGCGCUCGCGCACGGUCCUCGGGUGCCUCGGCAUCGCCUUCCUCCUCAACGCGACAUGGUACCUCCAGGGCGACUACCUGUACACGGUCCUCGUCGUCGCCGCCAACGAGAGCGUGCUCUCGGCGACGCGUAUCACGUCGAUGUACUCGUUCGCGUCGGUCAUCACGGGCAUCAUCGCCGGACUGUUCGUCCGGUUCUACCUGCGCCGCCUCAAGCCCGUCAUCCUCACCGGCAUUGCCCUGUUCCUCGUCGCGUUCGGCAUCCUCAUCCGGUUCCGCGGCGGCUCGAACGCGCACAGCGGCAUCCUCGGCGGCCAGAUCCUGCUCGGCAUUGCUGGUGGCCUGUUCCCGUACUCGGCGCAGGCGCUCAUUCAGACCGAGGGCGGGCACCAGCACACGGCCAUCCUCCUCGCGAGCUAUCUCGCCAUCUACAGCGUCGGGUCGGCGUUCGGCAACAGCAUCUCGGGCGCGAUCUGGACCCAGGUCCUGCCCGGCGAGCUCGAGAAGGUGACGAGCAACGCUACGGCCGUCGCGCUGUGGUACGGCUCGCCUUUUGUCGCCAUCACCGAGCCCGACGGGCAGUGGGGCGAGCCGAUCCGCAUGGGCGUCGUCGAGGCGUACCGCCACGUCCAAAAGUUGCUCUGCAUCACGGGCAUUUGCCUCGCCGUCCUCCUCGUCGGCUGCGGCCUCGUCCUCAAGGAUCCUGUCCUCGGCGUCGAGCAGUCGCUGCCCGCCCGCGACGAGAAGGAGGCGGCGCAGAGCGAGACGAAGCCUCGCGACGAGGCCUGAGCCCGACGUCGGCCGUCCUUUGUAGCAGCGACUCGCCGGCGAGCGUGCAUUCCAGUUCGCUUCGAUCCAGC
Messenger RNA from Rhodotorula graminis WP1, 2091 nucleotides. RefSeq lists its product as uncharacterized. The record is from RefSeq and is a predicted model, not a curated record. Gene Ontology annotation, cellular component: vacuolar membrane; endosome. Gene Ontology annotation, biological process: transmembrane transport; intracellular iron ion homeostasis. Gene Ontology annotation, molecular function: siderophore-iron transmembrane transporter activity. Bases 215 to 2020 code for a protein of 601 amino acids. NCBI's taxonomy places the organism in Eukaryota, Fungi, Basidiomycota, Microbotryomycetes, Sporidiobolales, Sporidiobolaceae. The transcript has 8 exons.